UUGAUUCCCGAAGUACAUGUACAAAUUGUAAGGCAUCAAGUGAAACAGUGGCUUCGAAGCUGAAUAUUGAGACACUUAGUUAUGCUUCAUGUCAGUUCUGUUCUGAACGGGAAGAUUUUUUAAGAAUAUAAAUUCUAUUUGAAGAAAUAAAAGAAAAAUGCCUGAAGCUUCCACGACACUUAACCAGACGUUAUCAUCUGCAGCAGAUGGAACGGCUUCUUUGAAAUCAUCAUAUGAAAAUGCAACUUUGUAUCAAGAAGACAAUGAAAAUGUAUCCCCGGGUUUGGAAGUACUGGCCACGAUUUCCAUUACAUAUGCUGUUAUUAUAUCAGUUGGUCUUCUUGGGAAUGCAAUUCUCAUAAAAGUCUUCUUCAAGAUUAAGUCCAUGCAGACGGUUCCUAAUAUAUUUAUCACCAGCCUGGCUUUCGGAGAUCUGCUCCUGCUGUUGACCUGUGUUCCAGUGGACGCUUCAAGAUAUAUGGUAGACACGUGGCUAUUUGGAAGAAUCGGAUGCAAGGUCAUAUCUUUCAUACAACUCACUUCUGUUGGAGUGUCCGUUUUCACGUUGACUGUCCUCAGUGCUGACAGGUAUAGAGCAAUUGUGAAACCCUUGGAGCUGCAGACCUCAGAUGCGGUUCUGAAAACGUGUGGCAAAGCACUUUGUGUCUGGAUAAUUUCCAUGCUGCUUGCUGCCCCAGAAGCAGUGUUCUCCGAUUUGUACGAGUUUGGAGACCCCGAAAAAAAUACAUCUUUCAAAGCCUGCGCUCCUUACCCCGUGUCUGAGAAAAUAUUACAGGAGACACAUUCCCUGAUGUGUUUUCUGGUGUUUUACAUUGUUCCAUUGUCUAUAAUUUCUGCGUACUACUUUCUCAUUGCAAGAACACUAUACAGAAGCACUUGUAACAUGCCCGCUGAAGAACACACACACGCCCGAAAGCAGAUCGAAUCCCGUAAAAGAGUUGCGAAAACCGUGCUGGUGUUGGUCGCUCUCUUUGCUUUUUGCUGGCUGCCAAAUCACAUCCUCUACUUGUACCGAUCCUUCACCUAUCAUUCCGAUAUAAACUCGUCGGUGCUCCAUCUAUCUGCCACCAUAUUUGCCCGAGUCUUGGCAUUCAGCAAUUCCUGUGUUAACCCAUUUGCGCUUUACUGGCUCAGUAGAAGUUUUAGGCAGCAUUUCAAAAAGCAGGUAUACUGCUGCCAGGCACAGCCACCACCCUGUCAUCCGAGUCCUACCCAUAGCAGUACCAACACUGGGAUUACGGCUAUUAAAGGCAAUAUACAGAUGUCUGAAAUUAGCAUAACAUUAUUAGGCAGCUAUGACGUGAAAAAAGAGAGUGACAGUAUUUAACAUUAUAUAUCUAAGUCCUGCUACUCCGGUAUACGGAAACAAAAAUGUUUGAUUAAUGUAAAUGGAUAAUCGUCAAGGUGAGUGAGGCUAAACCUUUAUUU
Messenger RNA from Pelobates fuscus (common spadefoot toad), 1449 nucleotides. It is a transcript of the gene BRS3, whose product is annotated as bombesin receptor subtype 3. The record is from RefSeq and is a predicted model, not a curated record. Gene Ontology annotation, cellular component: plasma membrane. Gene Ontology annotation, biological process: G protein-coupled receptor signaling pathway. Bases 158 to 1348 code for a protein of 396 amino acids. NCBI's taxonomy places the organism in Eukaryota, Metazoa, Chordata, Amphibia, Anura, Pelobatidae. The transcript is spliced from 3 exons. Gene Ontology annotation, molecular function: neuropeptide receptor activity.